CUUUUCAUUGGAGCUUCUAAGAAUAAUUUCACAGUCAUGUAGCUUUACCACCGGUCGUCUUCCUCUAUAAAAGAAACUUCCCGUAAGUAAAUAACAACUAAUUUUUCUUCCACGGAGAAACGGGAAUAAGAAAGAGGAAGAAGAAAGGGAAGCUGAAGCUGAAGCUUUUUGUUUUCUCUUUCUAGAAUCUAACCGCCGAUCGCAUUUUCUCUCUCUUCAAACCCUAGCUCCAUGGGCUUUCCUGUCGGGUACACGGAGGUUUUCCUGCCGAAGCUCUUAGUCCAGACGCUCUCCGUUCUCGGGUUCAUCAGAACCAUCGUCUCCUCCCUCUUCCGCUUCCUGGGUCUCUCCGAUUUCCUCGAGAUAGAUCCGAGUUGGCCCGAUUACUCGUACCCCACCCCGACACCCGACUCGUCGCGCCCGCCCUUCUCCGCCCUCCUGAUCCGCGAGAUCCUGCCGGUGAUAAAGUUCGACGACCUGAAUCCCGGCGCGUACGGCGGAGAUCUACCGGAGAGCUGCGCCGUCUGCCUGUACGAGUUCGAGGGCGGGGAAGAGAUCCGGUGGCUGAGCAAUUGCAGGCAUAUAUUCCACCGGACGUGUCUCGACCGUUGGAUGGAUCACGAUCAGAAGACGUGUCCUCUCUGUAGAACGCUGUUCGUCCCGGAUGAGCUGCAGGACGAGUUCAAUCAACGUCUCUGGGCUGCCUCCGGCGUUCCUGAUUUCUACGAUGUGUACAGUCCGGUGCCGGAGUUGUAGAUACGCCCCCUUAUCUUUCUCUUCUUUUAACUUUUCACCCCCUGUACUCGUAAUUAUUUCUCUUUUAGCCCCGGCUGAUUUUAAUUUACUCCUUACACCCACUCUGUAACACAGAUUGGAAAUAAAAGGGAAACAAAGAAAAGUUGUACUGUACAUUUUGGGGUUAAAUUUUAAAUUUUCCGGGGUCGUUUGCGACUAAAUCAAGGUGAUUUUUCUUGAUUUAAAGUUUGGACCCUUAAGUUUCCAUUUA
Molecule: messenger RNA, 1006 nt
Organism: Tarenaya hassleriana
Lineage: Eukaryota; Viridiplantae; Streptophyta; Magnoliopsida; Brassicales; Cleomaceae
Product: E3 ubiquitin-protein ligase RHA1B-like
Exons: 1
Coding region: 232-756 (174 amino acids)
Biological process (GO): protein ubiquitination
Molecular function (GO): ubiquitin protein ligase activity; zinc ion binding
Source: RefSeq, a predicted model, not a curated record